AUGUCGAACGCGCUGGACGGACGUUCGUGGGGAGCUAGUAGCAGUGCCAAGCUCGUCUCGCACAAGGCAUCACGAUACGCGGGAAUGGAGAGCUCCAGUCCUUUCGAACACACGCUUCGACCGUUUGAGCAAACUUACAGGAUGCCUUCGAUGACGGCAGCACAACCACGUCCGACGGGACCUCCGGACGAGACCAUUCGGCCGAGACUCGAGUCCCGGCAGUCUCGACAAGCAGCGCACGAACUCGAACCGUGUCUCAAAAACCACCACCCGCCACGCAAGACGCGACAGCCGGUCGAAGAGCAGCAGGAAGCACGGAACAACUCGCCUAUGGAGCAGCUGUCGCCACGGCCUCAGAAGUCACAAUUUCGACACCCCCAACGAUGUUCCCAGGUUCCUGUUCGAUCGUCGCCGCCGGUUCACGACCGACCGCACGUCCUAACGCGCCAACCAUCCGGAUCUGCUGUAGUUCGAUCCCCACCAUCGAUCCCAUUGAACCACAGGAUGGAGGCGUUCAGAAGUUCCUCGAAUCCGUAUUCGAGACAAGUUCAGGAAAGUCGACCCCCACAGUCGCGUCCGAGACCCCGUCCGGAUUACCAGGAGGCACUACGACCGACUGGUUUUCAGAACGGUUCCAAGCCGGUUGGACCCGUUUUGAACCAUCGAGGAGGCAGUAGCACAAAAGCUCAAAAGUCUCCUCAUGUGCCAGUGGAAUCUUCAGCGCCUCCAGCUGUUCAAGGCUUUCGUCACGAAACUCGAGCUCCCACAGGGAGUUCAAGUAGCAGCAGCAGUGAAAACUUUGUUGAGCUCUCGCCAAGUCGUCGUCGGGAGAUCAUCUCGCGGGUGAAUGAAUCUGUGCAAAGUGUGAUGGCGUCGAUGCUAUCGGAUACCGUCAACAAGGCGCAGUGGAAGUUCAAGCUCCAUAAGAAGGACAUUUCGUACUACACGGACGAGACGUGUGUCAAGCCUGGACAAAAACGCUUUUGCUGCGUGAGCCACACGCACGCACCAGUGGAAGAGCUGAUGAAGCUUUUUGUCGUGACGGAUACGGACACCAUGGCUCGGAAUAACCGCGUGGUGUCGGACGCUUUGCUUGAGACUCGAGUGCUGUCAGUCCUGCGUCGACCGACGCCGCAGCGGCCGAUGAAUUCCAUGUUCAUCACCUACUCGAGUUAUCACACGCCGGGGUUGAUGAUGGAUCGAGAGAUCUGCGUCGCUGUUGGCACGGAUAUGAUCCGUCAGUCCGAUGGAUCCGUUGUUGGAUACUGUCUCUGGGAUACCGUGGACGGCCCGGAGUUUGCUGAAGCGACCAACAAAUUCGAGACGUCAAUCAUGUUUCGCACAGGCUUUUUCUUCCGACGUGCAGGACCUCGACACUCGUCAAGUGGCGAAUUGUGUCAAGAGUUUACCAAGAUUGUGUACCUGGUCGGGUUCGAGCCUGGAGGUUGGGUGCCAGGCAUCACAGCUCGACUUUUAAUGGAGAAGUUUGGCAUGAAUGUCAUCCGUCUGUGCGCUUACUUUCGUCGCAAACAACUGGACUCGCGCACGUUUGUGCUGAAGGCUGAGUGGCCGUCGAAGAUGUCGGUCAAGAGCUGCAAACACUGCAAGAAAGAGUUCCAAGUGCUGUCGAAGCGCACGAAUUGCCACGCGUGUGGCCACGUUGUCUGCAAAGCUUGUGUGUCAAAGGAGCUCGUGGAUUUGCAUGCUGUCGGACUCGUUCCGAUGCACAUCUGCUACUCUUGUCUCGAGAAAAACGGUCUCCCACCUCCAAUGUCGUCGCAGAAACCGUGGACAAGUUAUGGGCGAAGGCGUUUACAGUCGGACACUUCAGCCAUCACUCGAGUUGCAACGCAGCAGACGCCAUCACGUUCGCAGCCUAACUAUCAGCAGUCAACGUCGGUUGUUGACUGCGAUUUGGUUGGAGGAGAAGAGGACGAUUCAGAUACAGACACGGAUACUGGAGAGUGGGCGUUCACGCUUUCAGGCGUCCCGAUUCGACCAUAUCGAAUGGCAUCAUGA
Messenger RNA from Peronospora matthiolae, 2019 nucleotides. The record is from the annotation of a GenBank genome assembly. Lineage: Eukaryota; Oomycota; Peronosporomycetes; Peronosporales; Peronosporaceae.